GGCAUGUAAACAAACAUGGCGAGCGGGGAGGACGUCACUGACACAAUUCCAGAAGUUGACGCAAAAUUGGAAGGCCUCACGGUGUCUGGUGAGGCGGAAAUGACAAAUAACAUAAAUCAAGAGGAAUCUCAAAUAACUCCGCUAGAGAAUGGCGUAGAAGUACACUGGGGGUUCUCUUUGCAGGAACUCUACAGAAUUGCUCUGAAGUUUUAUAAAGAGAAAGAAGGGAAGGCCGUUCAUUUAGGGUAUGCUGAGAAAUGUACACUAGUGGGCCUGACCCAGCAAGUGACGCAUGGCCCUUAUGACCCAAUGUCUUCACCUCCUGUUGGAGUUCUGGAUGUUGUGGGGAAGGACAGAAGAUUGGCAUGGCAGGCUCUGGGAUCCAUGAGCAGAGAAGAAGCCAAGCAGCAGUUUAUUGACAAAGUAAGCGAUCUGGUGCCAACUUUCCGUCCUUACGUUGAGGCUCUGUGGGCUGACAAACUGGAGAAGGAAAGACUAGCGAGAGAAGAGGAGGAGAGGGAGAGGGAAGAGGAAGAAAGAAGAAAAAUCGAGGAGGAAGAGCAGAAGAAAGAGGAGGAAGAGAGAAGAAAACAGGAGGAGACCAAACGACAGAUUCAAGAGGCCCUAAACCAGCAGACAUAUGAGCAGUUCCGGAAGUAUGCUGAGCAGCAGUUCCCUGGGAAUCCUGAACAGCAAGCAGUGUUGAUUAGACAGCUGCAGGAUCAGCAUUAUCAGCAAUACAUGCAGCAAGUCUACCAACAGCAACUUCUCCUUCAGCAGCAGCAACAGCAGCAGCAACACCAGCAACAGCAGCAACAAGAGUUGACGGAAGAUAUAAAUGGCCAACCUGGCCAUGAAAGUCUGACAGAUGGGGGAGAGGAAAGUCCCGUUCCUGCAGAAAAUGGUCGUGAGUCUGAUGGCGGUGAGGACUCUGAGGAUGAAGAUUCGUGCCAAAAUAUUGCACCUGCUUCCAUGUGGACAAGACGAGAUAUACAAGACUUCAAAGAGUCCAUUAGGCAUGAGGGUGGUGACUCGGUUAUUAAAGUUGGUCAUGGAGAGACUGUGACAGUGCGUGUUCCUACUCAUGAAGAUGGUACAUGCCUAUUCUGGGAGUUUGCUACGGACAGUUACGACAUUGGUUUUGGUGUAUACUUUGAGUGGACUAAAGACUCGAGUAAUGUGGUUUCAGUCCAUAUCUCGGAGAGUGAAGAUGAAGAGGAGGAGGAGGACUUGGAAGGUGAAGGCGAUGAUGUUGAGCGGCUGGCGGGAAGGAAGCAUGAAAAUGGUAGACCAGCACAGUCGGUGAUUAUUCCAGUAUACCGUCGCGAUUGCUAUGAAGAAGUGUAUGCUGGCUCUCACACUUAUCCUGGUACAGGUGUUUACCUUCUCAAAUUUGAUAAUUCGUAUUCUCUCUGGCGAAGCAAGACACUGUAUUAUCGUGUGUACUAUACCAGGUGAGACAAGAGAUGCACAAGGCCAUAAUGAGGCCGUUCAUCUAUACCUGGUAGUGUAUCAACCUAUAUCUUUGUUGAAGUAAAACUUGGAUGAGGGAUAUUGCAUAUUAUUAAUGUAAAUGGACAAAUCUUUUAAUUAUUUUUGUAAAUAUUAUGCUAGGCUGAAGUUUAGCAAUAACAAUUUAAGAUAUUCAGAAAUAAAAUCUGCUUAUAGUUUUGCAGAGUCAAAGUGUUCCACAACCAGUUUCAGGGUCCUUCAAAGUUACGAAGCCCUUCUGUUCUUUGAGUGAAUGAUUUAAAAGAACAUGUAUAAAUACUAAGGUUUCUGAAUAUAAUGUUCCAUAUAUUUGCUAUGAUUGUGGGACAUAGUUUAUGCUCAAAGAAAAGAAAAUUUUCAUUAUGUAAGGUAGUGACAGUUGAGCUUCUAUUAUCUCAAGAAAAAAAUUAUUAUUUGGAAAGAAAUUAAAGUGGAUUUGCAAAAUCCUCUUAUUAAUUACUAGAUUUUAGACGUGCAUCUUGGUGUCGGCCCCAUCAUGCAAAACUCUAGCUUUAGUUUGUUUUGUGUUUUGCCUUUUGUUGCAAUUGGCAAAGUUAAGUAAAAAUUCUCCACUCCACUAUUUUAUAAUGGUUUUUACAUUAAGUGAUGAAAGUUUGUCUUAUGAUGCAUUUUCUAAGCAAAAUUAUUCAUUUAUAUAUGGAGACUGUAUGCUUCACUUGUGUAAAUAUACUGCUACAGGGCUUAUUUGCUGUGUAUAUAUCAAACUUCUUCCUACUUUUGCACAUUUUCAUAUUUAGAAUAUGUUUUUAUAUACAUUAUAAAGCUGAAUAAGAACACAUGGCAUGGCUAAGUAAAUAAUGCAGACGAUGAGUCACAUGGCUGAAGAAAUGAUGGCCAAACCACAACUCGGAAAACGGAGAAGUGAUAACAUUUUGGUCCGUCCUGGACUAUUAUCAAGUCACAUGACUUGAUAAUGGUCCAGGAUGGACAUAAACGUUGUCACUUCUCCAUGUUCUGAGUUGAGGUUUGGUCAUCACUAAGUAAAUGAUGUUUCAGUGUGAGGAGAGCAUUUUAAAUCUUGUUAAUGAUAUCAAAGACCCUACAUUACUUACUUUAUUUUUUCAAUAAGUUUGCCAUUUAAUUAGUAAUAUUUAGAUAAUUUUUUUUGCAGCUACUUUCAGUUCAAUUUUGAACAAAAUAUAUAUUCUGUAUUACAGUAUUAAAAUGCUGUAUAUGCUUUGAAUCAUUCCUCCAAAAUUAAUUUGUAAAUGCAAUUCAUAAUUUUAGGACCAAUGAAUAAAAUGUUAACAUGUUAGGCUCAUGUUAACUUGCGAUCUUCUGAUUUUUACUUUGAAAACAAUUAUAACAUUUUAGUGUUGAUUAUUGACAGUUUGAAUUUAUAUUACCUGUAUUGCUGCUUAAUUUGUUAAUUAGAUUUCAGCGAGUUGAAGAAUUUUGAGAAGUAUGUUUUAAGUGCUAAUAUUUAGGAUUUUUUUUUUUAUAAGAAAGUUUAAAUGGAAUGAGUUGAGUGUAAAGUAUAUGUAUAAUAAAAAAAAUGGGGAAUGGGUACUCUGUGGAAUUUAUUAAUAUUCUUUCUCGUGAGGUUUGAGUACAUGCUUUGAUAACUGGGUAUAUGCUUUGAUAACUGGGUAUAUGCUUUGAUAACUGGGUAUAUGCUUUGAUAACUGGGUAUAUGCUUUGAUAACUGGGUAUAUGCUUUGAUGACUGGGUACAUGCUUUGAUAACUGGGUAUAUGCUUUGAUAACUGGGUAUAUGCUUUGAUAACUGGGUAUAUGCUUUGAUAACUGGGUAUAUGCUUUGAUAACUGGGUAUAUGCUUUGAUAACUGGGUAUAUGCUUUGAUGACUGGGUACAUGCUUUGAUAACUGGGUAUAUGCUUUGAUAACUGGGUAUAUGCUUUGAUAACUGGGUAUAUGCUUUGAUAACUGGGUAUAUGCUUUGAUGACUGGGUACAUGCUUUGAUAACUGGGUAUAUGCUUUGAUAACUGGGUAUAUGCUUUGAUGACUGGGUAUAUGCUUUGAUAACUGGGUAUAUGCUUUGAUGACUGGGUAUAUGCUUUGAUAACUGGGUAUAUGCUUUGAUGACUGGGUAUAUGCUUUGAUAACUGGGUAUAUGCUUUGAUGACUGGGUAUAUGCUUUGAUAACUGGGUAUAUGCUUUGAUGACUGGGUAUAUGCUUUGAUAACUGGGUAUAUGCUUUGAUGACUGGGUAUAUGCUUUGAUAACUGGGUAUAUGCUUUGAUAACUGGGUAUAUGCUUUGAUGACUGGGUAUAUGCUUUGAUAACUGGGUAUAUGCUUUGAUGACUGGGUAUAUGCUUUGAUAACUGGGUAUAUGCUUUGAUGACUGGGUACAUGCUUUGAUGACUGGGUACAUGCUUUGAUAACUGGGUAUAUGCUUUGAUGACUGGGUACAUGCUUUGAUGACUGGGUACAUAUUUUGAGGACUGGGUACAUGCUUUGAGGACUGGGUACAUAUUUUGAUGACUGGGUACAUGUUUUGAGGACUGGGUACAUGCUUUGAGGACUGGAUACAUGUUUUGAUGACUGGGUACAUGCUUUGAGGACUGGGUACAUGUUUUGAGGACUGGGUACAUGUUUUGAUGACUGGGUACAUGCUUUGAGGACUGGGUACAUGUUUUGAGAACUGGGCACAUGUUUUGAGCACUGGAUAUAUGUUUUGAGGACUGGGUACAUGCUUUGAGGACUGGGUACAUGCUUUGAGGACUGGGUACAUGUUUUGAGGACUGGGUACAUGUUUUGAGGACUGGGUUACAGACAAGAUUGCAUUCAAUCAUUGCUCACCAACUAAAUUGAAUUGGCAAAUUUUUUUGUUCAUUAUAGUCUUCAGUAAGUAGCCAAUGCUCUUUCAAUCUUGACUCUUGGCUCAAGACAGCUCAAACUCUCUGGAAUGUUACUUGGUGAACAUAACGUUUUAACUGCUAAGCUCAGCUCAGUAAAAGUAAUACUGAUGAUAAUUAUAAUAAUAAUAAUAUUAAUGUUGUAAUUAAAUAUAAAUAUGAGAUGUAUUGAUUGAUCUGAAUCUAUAUACGACAUUUAUAUAAGUUAGUGUUGUACCUGACUUGAUGCAUUUAGAAUUGCAAUUUUUGGCAUCUUUAGCAUUCCCCCAUAUUUCUUCUGUCAGUGUUUGGCAAAUUGUCCAGUUGACUUGUUCUGGAUUUGUACUUAAUGAAUGUGAAAUUCCAUAAAAGAGGUGGCUCUGUAUUUAGAUUUACAUAAUGUCCUUUGUAAAGAGUGAAUAUGAAGUAUAGCAGCAGUUUAGACUCAUCAUUGAUGACAUGGGCUAAAAUAGCUAUUUAAAUUACUCAUCAAUGAUAGUCAUGGUGCUCUUUAAAUUUAUCAUAAUUAUAAUAUAUUUUUUACUUAAUGUACAGCAAUAACUUAUUAGUAUAUACAAAAUAUUUUGAGGUUGUCUGUUGACAGAUUUGGACAAAAUAAAUUGUCUUAGUUGAUUACA
Messenger RNA from Procambarus clarkii (red swamp crayfish), 4948 nucleotides. RefSeq names its product Golgi resident protein GCP60. Lineage: Eukaryota; Metazoa; Arthropoda; Malacostraca; Decapoda; Cambaridae. The record is from RefSeq and is a predicted model, not a curated record. Gene Ontology annotation, molecular function: fatty-acyl-CoA binding. Gene Ontology annotation, cellular component: Golgi membrane.